Messenger RNA from Schizosaccharomyces cryophilus OY26, 1911 nucleotides. Its product is annotated as mRNA processing protein. Gene Ontology annotation, molecular function: cyclin binding; ubiquitin protein ligase activity; ubiquitin conjugating enzyme binding. Bases 427 to 1401 code for a protein of 324 amino acids. NCBI's taxonomy places the organism in Eukaryota, Fungi, Ascomycota, Schizosaccharomycetes, Schizosaccharomycetales, Schizosaccharomycetaceae. The record is from RefSeq and is a predicted model, not a curated record. Gene Ontology annotation, biological process: proteasome-mediated ubiquitin-dependent protein catabolic process; protein autoubiquitination; protein monoubiquitination. The transcript has 2 exons. Gene Ontology annotation, cellular component: nucleus; ubiquitin ligase complex; cytosol.
GUGGGGGAAUAGAAGCAUCGUCCUUAGCGGAAGGUAGGCUUGAAGAUAGAUGUAAAGUGCGGUUGAUGUGAGGACAUAGGAAAAGGUGAUUUAUUAAUUUCCACAAAAAGGGAGAUUUCUAUUUAUUGAUUUUCCUAUCUUUUUUUUUUUUAAUAAAAAACACAGCACUAUAAAUGGUAUAGGUAAUCGAUACCUCCACCUUUUACUCCUUCGAACAAAAUCGGCGUUUUUAGACUUGGCCGGCGUAGUCAACUACUUUGAUGAAAUAAUAAAAUGAAGAAUUCUAAAUGAUAGCGAUACAAUUCCGAAAAAAAAAAAAGGCAUCAAAUUGUCUAUACUUCCAUUCUUCAUUUUCCUAGGUGACAUGUUCCUUAAACAAAAAUCUUGCUGCCUUUUUUACUGUCCAGCUACAAGCAAGGCGAUGUGAUGCUGUCAGAAUAUUUGACACAUGUAGGUCGAGUUAACGUUUAUUUGGAUCCAAACACUACGCCGCAUCCAAAACGGGUUGGUGAUGUUCCGUGUUCGCUACCUCUGUCCCUGAGAAAGGACGAGCCUGUGGUUGCCAUCAAACGUGCUGAUACCCUACAAGUAGUAAUUGCUUGCUCUCCUCGUAUUCAAAAUUUUGAUAUCGUCGUUCCCUGGAAAGCCUUGGAUUUCGAUUCAAAACGCGAACAUGUCGUCCAGUGUAGCUACUGCACCGCUCAGCUCGCAACCUUUUCUUCCUGUCGAGACUUACCCUCUGCCAAUUGGCAAGAACUGAUGGAUUGCUGGGCCUGUCAUGUUGAUUUCCCUGCUGUUUUGGCCAAGAACGGUGGCAUGCCUGCCUUUUCUCCUACUGAGCACAUGUCCUAUUCUGGCACUUCUUUUCUUCUUUUCCAUCCAAAUUCAUUGGUAAAUUCCCAGUCUUAUCAAAGUGAUUCGCCUUUGUAUAAAUGUUCAUCCUGCCAAACAGCCCUUGGAAUCCAAGAUGAACAUGAUGUUUCUGAAAGUGUCCGUCUGGAUAAGUCUUGUAUUUUAAUCAAUGGCAGCCGCAUUCAUCCUUCUUAUGUCGUCACUUCUGAAUUAUUGACACUCCGCGAAUUAAACGCAAUCCAUAAAUUCUGUCUCACCGAUCAAAGUAAUACUCUUUAUGUUUGGUGCUUCACUCCAUAUCUUCCUGUCACUUUGUUUAACAGCCCAAAAUUAACUGCUUCUUUUCAACAAUCGCCUAUCAUUACGAUCAAAACAUUCUAUGCCUAUGAUGCCCCUGGGGACUUUGAUGCUCAAGAUUGGUUAGACAUAAAACUACUUCCAUCUGUUUUUAAGGAGAUUAAAGAUUUAUUAGAGCUUACAACUCAAUGUUUUCCUUCUUCUGCUCAAAAAUUCGGUUUUUGGUAUGUUGGUUUGCUUCCACGGUUAUGAUCUUGAAUAAAAUAGGCAAUGUUUUAUUAAUGGUUUGUUUUUGCACAAUGAAGAAAUGACUUUCGAACUUACAGAAAUGUAAUUCAUUAAGCAUCUCGUGAUAUCAUCAAUAAAAAAAUGAUAUUUUCCUUACCGGUUGAAUCAAAUAUCCUUUUUUUCAUCUUUUUGAUCAUCUCUUGAUUUAACAGCAGGCCGGCUAUAGACAUAUGUCGCACUAGAGCCAAAUACUAAACAAGCACCAAGCACAACAGCACCGCUUAAUCGAUUACCGAAUAGCAGUAUGCUUAAACAUAGACUUACAAACUUUCGAACGUUUAGAAUGAUCGUGACGGUUAAUGCAGAGCUUUGGGAACCAAGAGAAUUUACGCCUCGUACGCACACGUACUGUGCCAAUGUAUUAAGGCAAAGAUACCAAAACGCUGGAGGCAUACCAAAAAGUUCAAGAUUAGAAUUUUCGGAAUCUGUAAAUAAAAGCAUCCACUGUUUUCGAAUUGAACUCAAUAACGGUAG